UGCAUGUUUACCAGUGACAGAAAUACUAAAGUAUAAGUCCUCAGUUCAAACUUUUACUUAAGUAAAACAUACAGAAGCAUAAUUAACAAUAUACACAUAUACAAAUAUAAAGUUCUGUAAGGAAUAUAUCUCCUCCUGAAAUUUACUUCAAAAUUUUUGUUGAGUAAAUGUACAUAGUGUCUUUCCACCAAUAAAGUUUACCUAAAGUAAAAAACUACCAGUUUACGUAUUCAUGCCACAAGAUGCUUUUAGCAUUGUAAACACUGUUGUUUAUGUUAUUUAUUAAAAACUUAAUCUCUAGGGAUAAAAAGGGCUCUGGACAAAUCUGAAAGAAAAGAAUGUGUCAGAGAAUUAAAACGUUGGUACGGCAGUGCAAGUAAAAACUGGUGUACAUGCAUAUGCCGUAUGAGCACAUUAAUCCUGCCCUGUACAGUUCAGAGACAUUAUAUGUUCAUUCCAUAAACCUCGUUCAUGCUCAUUCAAGUGGUUGAGGUCUUACAAAACUAUGCGUUUGACUCAUGCAGAUAAACCUGUUGUUCCUCUCACUUCUCCCGUGUCAGUUAGACACACAAGGUAAGUGCGGUAGGAGGAGCAUGUAAUGAAUCAUUCCUUCAGCUGUGCAGGUUUAGGUUGCUGCCUCCGUCCUCAGCAUUCACUUGCUGCUGUGGAACUUGGGUAACAUGUGUGAGGACGAUGGGCCAUGGGACUCCUGAUAAUAUGAACUGGGCUGGACUACUGCAGAACCUGCUGCUUUUGGUCCAACUCAAGCAGAUCAUAUGUGGUUCUCUCCGGUUUUCUGUCCCAGAGGAACAGGAGCCUGGUACUCUGGCUGGGUCACUUAGUAAACACUUUCCACCUCCGUACCAGCUCCUGACCCAAGAGUACCUGUGGAUGGACAAAAACACAGGGAAUUUCUACACCACUGAGCAUAAGAUGGAUCGUGAGGCCCUUUGCCCCAAGGAGACAAAAGCUGAGGAAUGCAUUCUUCUACACAAUGCUAUCGUGAGGCCCUCAGGAGACCUUAUACAGUUUCCUGUGAUCAUAGAGGACAUCAAUGACAAUGCACCUCAUUUUGAAAACAGUGAAAUACACCUGAGGGUGUCUGAGGACGCAACUGUAGGGACCAGUUUCCCAUUGGAUGACCAGGCUAAGGACAGGGAUGCCGGUCUUAACGGAGAGCUGCGGUACCACCUAGAAGAUUCUAAUGGAGUUUUCAGUUUAAAGGUCGAAGAAGACGGACAUUUAAUCAUGCUGGUUGUAGAAACAGCUAUGGAUAGAGAGACUCAGGACCAGUAUCAGAUGGCGCUGGUGGCCACCGACUGUGGCACAGACCCUUUAAGUGCUACAGCAACUUUGAUAGUCACAGUGACAGAUGUUAAUGACAACUGUCCAAGCUUUAGUUCUGACAGCCCACGCAAUGUCACCAUCCCUGGAGACUCCCCGAAGAACAUGUUGGUAGCUCAGGUCAGAGCCACAGACCCAGAUUCAGGCCCGAAUGCUGUCAUCACUUAUUCCCUCAGUCCCAGAGUCUCUGAGCGGGCCAAGAAGCUCUUUAGCCUCGACAGCCUCACUGGGCACAUCAGACUAACACAGGACCUCCAGAGUGACAACUCUGAGGAGCUGGUGUUGAAAGUGUUAGCUAGCGGCCGUCACUGCCCCCCAGCAGACACUCAGGUAAUCGUAUCCGUGCUCCCCAAGGCGAAGCAAGAGCUGACGAUAAAGAUCGGGUUCAUAGUGGAGCAUCAAAACGAGACUGUGGUGUUACCAGAGAACCAACCCCCCACCGCCUUAGCUGUUUUGGAGCUUGAAGGUGACAGCAGCUUUAACAGCUCAUCUCUUGCCAUUGAGGGUGAAGUUCCUUUCACUUUGAGCCCACAGAAUGGCAAAUAUCUGCUUUCGACAUCAAAGCCCCUAGACUAUGAGAUGAAAAGGCAACAUCAUAUUUUUCUGGUAGUGCAUAGGAAAUCAGAUGAAGUGUCUGUGAUGGUUCCUCCCAGGCAUGUGAUCAGGGUGUUGGUGGCAGAUGUCAAUGAUAAUGCUCCACAUUUCCUCCAGUCUCACUACCAGCUGGAGGUGGGGGAAAACAACGACCCAGGAAUGUCACUGCUGCAGGUCUCAGCUUCAGACGCAGACAGCGGAUACAACGGCAGGGUGACCUACGGGCUGGACAAACACUCGUCUACCAUCUUUAACAUUGACCCUGUGACAGGUCAACUGUCUGUGUCAGCCUCUCUUGAUAGAGAACAGCAGGGUGUACACAAACUCACAGUGUUUGCACGAGAUAGCGGCUCCCCUCCCUUGGAGUCUUCGGCCACAGUAUCCAUUCGUGUUCUGGACCAGAAUGACAAUGCGCCUGUUUUUCUAACCCCUCACUUCAUCUUUUUCAUCCCUGAGAAUGUACGACCCUUUGUCCAGGUGGGGAGGGUAGGGGUGACAGACGCAGAUGAAGGGGAGAAUGGGAACACAGAGUUGCAUGUUGUAAACAGCAGUGGACCAUUUGUUGUGGAUAACACCCAGGGGACACUUCGCACCACCACCAACUUGGACCGCGAGACAGAGGACCGCUACGAGCUCUAUCUGCUGGCCAGCGAUCAUGGGCACCCUGUCGCUUUGACAUCCACUGCCAGGGUAACUAUCUUUGUGGAGGACAUCAAUGACAACCGACCAAAAGUGAUCCUUCCCAGCAGCAACUCCUCAUGCCUGACUGUCUCUCCUUCUGCUAUGGCCGGCACCAUGGUAACAAAGAUCUAUGCCAUUGAUGAGGACUCAGGGCUGAAUUCAGAGAUUACAUACUCUAUUGUGGCACCUGAGCCAGUGCAAAACAGCAGUCCCUUUCAGGUGGAUUCAAGGUCAGGGAACAUCGUUUUAGGGCAGCAACUUCUACAGAAGGACCUGGGAAUGCAUCACUUGUUCAUUGUGGUCAGAGAUGGGGGGAAACCAAUUCCACUUUAUAGCACUGUCUGGGUUAAUCUGUUGGUCAAUGACACCAUGGAGCCCUGCCAUUUGAACAGGGCACCUACCUGGACGGGAACACCUGACUUGUUUCGAACCCCUUCAAGUGCCCCUAUCUGUGAGAUAGAGACUCCAAGAUAUGACAUGAUACUGGUCGCAGGCCUAAUUGCAAUGCUGGUAUCCACAUGUUUGUUUGUGGUGACAGUUGUUUUAUACGUGAAACUAAGGAGAAGAAGUCUACAACAGAACAAAAGGGCACACGUUGAGGAGAAUGAGAUUCCACUCAGGCUCAAAGCCAAAUAUUACUCUGAUGACUAACAGAAUAAAGCAAGCAAUGUGUAUAAUCCUCACUCACACAGUGUCAAUAUGAAUUCAGCCUGUGAAAUAAAUGU
Molecule: messenger RNA, 3344 nt
Organism: Toxotes jaculatrix (banded archerfish)
Lineage: Eukaryota; Metazoa; Chordata; Actinopteri; Toxotidae
Gene: pcdh20l
Product: protocadherin 20
Exons: 2
Coding region: 694-3270 (858 amino acids)
Biological process (GO): homophilic cell-cell adhesion
Cellular component (GO): plasma membrane
Molecular function (GO): calcium ion binding
Source: RefSeq, a predicted model, not a curated record